This is a messenger RNA of Trifolium pratense (red clover), 1547 nucleotides long. Its product is annotated as auxin-responsive protein IAA8-like. The record is from RefSeq and is a predicted model, not a curated record. Gene Ontology annotation, biological process: regulation of DNA-templated transcription. Gene Ontology annotation, cellular component: nucleus. Lineage: Eukaryota; Viridiplantae; Streptophyta; Magnoliopsida; Fabales; Fabaceae. Gene Ontology annotation, molecular function: protein binding. Bases 193 to 1212 code for a protein of 339 amino acids. The transcript is spliced from 7 exons.
CAACACAACAACAACUUCAUUCAUUUGGUUUUUUCUUUUUUCUUGCUUUCUAAAACCUUUUGUUGCUUUCUGCUUAAUGGAAGGAACUUAAAUCUUUUCUCUCUUUCUUUGUUCUUCAUAUUUUUCGCUUAACUCAAUAAUCGCUUUUCUUAGUUUGUGAAGUGAAGUUUGAUUUUGGAGUUUGUUAGUGUGAUGUCUCUGGCAGCGGUGGUUAUGGAGGAGGAAGGGCGGAGUAAACUGGUUUCUCAGAAUGGUGUCGUUGAUUUGAAAGAACGGAAUUACUUGGGAGUGUCUGACUGUUCAUCAGUGGAUAGUUGUGAUUCAAAUCUCCCGAGCUUGUGUGAUGAGAAAAAGGUGAACUUGAAUUUGAAAGCUACUGAGUUGAGGUUGGGUCUUCCUGGAUCUCAAUCACCUGAAAGGGAUUUGGAUUUUUAUUCGACAAAGCUUGAUGAGAAGCCGUUGUUCCCUUUGCUUCCUGCAAAAGAUGGAAUCCAGAAGAAUGUGGUUUCGGGCAACAAGAGAGGAUUUGCUGAUACUGUUGAUGGGUUUUCUCAGGGGAAGUUUAAUGGUAAUACUGGGAUUAAUGUGAUGCUUUCGCCUAGACCUGUUGUAGCUCAGCCAAACACAGUGAAAGAAAUGCCCAGUAAGGCGUUGCAGGAAAGGCCUUGUGCAGCUAGAGGAACUACUGGUCAUAAUCAUGCAGGUGCUGCUUCUAUUGCUGGCUCUCAGCCAGCAUCUAAGGCUCAAGUUGUUGGUUGGCCUCCUAUAAGAUCAUUUAGGAAAAACUCCAUGGCCACCGCUUCCAAGAACAACAACGAUGAAGUGGAUGGAAAACCAGGUCCCACUGCACUCUUUGUGAAGGUUAGCAUGGACGGUGCUCCCUAUCUUAGGAAGGUGGAUCUAAGAACUUAUACAACAUAUCAGGAACUAUCUUCUGCCCUUGAGAAGAUGUUCAGCUGUUUUACCCUAGGCCAGUGUGGUUCCCAUGGAGCUCCAGGAAGAGAAAUGAUGAGUGAGAGCAAGCUAAGGGACUUUUUGCAUGGUUCAGAAUAUGUUCUCACCUAUGAAGAUAAAGAUGGAGACUGGAUGCUUGUAGGGGAUGUACCAUGGGAGAUGUUCAUUGAUACUUGCAGAAGACUGAAAAUCAUGAAGGGUUCUGAUGCCAUUGGCUUAGCUCCCAGGGCAAUGGAAAAGUCCAAAAGCAGGAGUUAGAGGGUGUAUGGAACUGAUGACUGCCUUUGUCCGACCAAGUUUUAAUGUUGGAUCCAAGGACUGUAAAAAGCAAAGGAUUAUGACCAACUCCCUGGCAUUUGCAGUUAAACAGAUUUCCGGUGUUAUUAAUGUUAUGUCUCUGAAAAGUGUUAUAUUUGUUACCACUAUAAUAUCUUGUGAAUUUACCUUUUAAUAUUAGUUUUUGUGGAGUCUAUAAUCAAUAUAGGAAAACCUGUUUGUUUGGAUGAUGAAUUGAAUGUCUGUUACAGCCAAAAUACCUUCGUCCCUCUUUCCUUCAAAUCUUGAACGGCAAUUGUUCGUGUCCUUUUUUUUAA